GAAGAAAAAAACUUUUUUGUAUCGGAGGAAUCAACAGCCGCCAUCUUGACGCGGCUCAGAAUCGGGAUUUCGGGGGGAGCAUUAAUUUUGAAAACCUACCGGAGCAAUCCAGACCGGACACAAAUGGCUUUUUGUCGCAGAAAAUCGUAGCGUUAGUCAAUCCAACGGGUCUUUGGACAAACGCGAGGGUGAAAUAGGCUUUUGUCGUCUCGAAUGCUCACUGUAUAUUUGAUUUCCCUUUUAGAGAGCGCCGCUUCUCGCCGUAUCCCUGUGCCGAGACGCUCGUUUACCGGGGAGACAGCGGUUAUAAAAAUGAUUCACCUCAUAGAAAAUAUUUUUUGAAUUUUGUUCUUUUUAUUUAUUACAAAGGCAUAAUUUAUUGUUGCUUAUUUUUACGACAAAAAAGAUGAUUCCUGGCGGUCGCGAAGCCGACUGUUUACAAAGAAAGGGAUUCACUCACGCUGCUUGUAAUAUUUUAUGAUUGAUUUUUUUAUGCAUCCAUCUUAAUCUAAAAUAUUAUUUGAACGUAAUUAUUGGGGAUAAUUAUGUGGGUGUUGGGUGUUGGAUUAUCAUGGGGUGAUCUUCGGUGGCGAAGCGUGGCGCUGUUGCCUUUCUUUUGAUUCGUUUCUCGCCGGGCAGCAAUCCGCCAGUCUUCCAAGCUUUUUUCAGCCUCCCUGCGUGAAACCAUAAUAAAAGUUGACAGUCUUUGCAAGGCUGUUUUUCUGCGACCCCAAAGUGUUUUUUCCAGCUUUACUACUGAUCAAUGACAACCAGGAUGGCUGAUAAUCUGCUGGAUGUUGGACCUCCUACUGCAAAACGACCCAAGCUUAACUCGCCCCUCUCAGGAUCAGAUGGCCCAGAUCUUGUUUCACUGUUUGACUUGGAAAAUGACCUUCCAGAUGAACUCAUUCCAAAUGGAGACUUGUCUCACAUGGGGUUCCCCACCAGUGGCCCAGGAGGUGCUGGGGCUCCUGCCCUCAACUCUGCCAUCCCUGACGCAGCAGCCAAACACAAACAGCUGUCUGAACUACUGCGACCAGGAAGCUCAUCCAUUCUGGGAUCAACACAACAGGGGAGCAUGGGAGGCAACCAGCUCGGACCUGUUCUGGGUAAAAGUCCUCUUGGACAUGGAUCUCCAAACCAUCAGUCUCCUCAACCACAGAAAGGUCCUUCUGCAACAGGACAAGGCACCGGCUUUAACCAAGCAUUAAUGAACAGUGGACAAGGCCAUGGAGUGAUGGGCCAAUCGGGGCAGGUACUGAAUGGUGGUUUAGGCCCCGCAGGCCGAGGGCGACCGGGACCUGGGAUGCAGUACCAAGGCCAAGGGACUCAUGCGACAGCGGCUGUGGGAGGCAGUGCACUGCCUGAGCCUCUGACAGCAGGAGGACUGCACUUGGGCCCCCAUGCUGCAAUGAACUCACAGCAAGCAGGAAACAUGAACAAGAUGGGGAUGCCUGGAAGUCUCUUUGGCCAGCAGUAUGGACAAACUGGGCUUCAGCAGAUCGCUCCUACAGGAGUCAAUGCCCAACAGCUACAAAACAAAGUGACUCUGUCAAACAACCUCACCCAGUUUUCUGGAGACCUAAAGGGAACUUCUAAUGCACCGAACAUGACACAGCCGCAGGCUGCAACAGGGGGCGGGGUCCCGGGGGCGGGACCAACAGCAGACCCGGAGAAACGCAAACUUAUCCAGCAGCAGCUGGUUCUGCUGCUUCAUGCCCACAAGUGCCAGCGGCGAGAACAGGCCAAUGGAGACAUGAGGGCCUGCAGUCUGCCCCACUGCCGCACCAUGAAGAACGUCCUCAACCACAUGACCCACUGCCAGGCAGGCAAAACCUGCCAAGUGGCUCACUGUGCAUCCUCCAGACAGAUUAUCUCCCACUGGAAGAACUGUACACGACAGGACUGCCCUGUGUGUUUACCUCUGAAAAACGCUAGUGACAAAAGAAGUCAACAGGCUCUGCUUAACUCACCUGGAGCAGGCUUGCAGAAUGCUGUCAACAGUGUGGGCCCUGGUCAGCCCAAUGCUACAGCCAUCAGCAGCGCCUCCACACAUAUGGACCACAGCUCCAUGCAGAAGGCCUUUGACGCUCUGGGUCUGACGUAUGGGAACCAGUCGCCUGCUCAGGUUCAGGGCCAAAGUCAAGCCCAGGGGUCGCAUAACACCCAAGCGCCCCAGCAUCACAAUGUGAAUUCCAUAGGUGCUAAUCAGAUGAAUAAAAUGGGGGGAGGCAUGGGUGGAUCUUCAGAGCAGUCUGGUUUACUCCAAGACUCCUCUCUACCUGCUGCACUCAAUCAGCUGAUGCCAGAUGGGUCUGUAGCAGGAAGUUUGGGGAACUUGCCUGCUGCCACGCCCCUUGUGACGUCUGGGGUUAGAAAACCUUGGCAUGAGCAUGUCACUCAGGACCUGCGCACCCACCUGGUGCACAAACUUGUGCAUGCCAUCUUCCCGACCCCAGACCCACAAACGCUGAGAGACAGACGGAUGGAUAACCUUGUGACAUAUGCAAGAAAAGUUGAAGGGGAUAUGUAUGAAACAGCAAACAGCAGGGAUGAGUAUUACCACUUUCUUGCUGAAAAAAUCUACAAAAUCCAAAAGGAGCUAGAAGAAAAGAAGCGUCUGAGGUUCCAGAAACAGCCUGGUAUGGCUGGUCCUGCUGGUCCUCAGCAUCCUGGACUAACUCAGCCUAAUGGCAUGGGGCAGGCCAUCCGUGCUCCCAAUGGGCCUGUGCCCAUGCCCAACAUGCCAAACCCGAUGAUGAACCGGAUGCAAGGACCUCAAGGAAUGAGCCAGUUAAAUUCUAUGGCAAUUCCAAAUGCACAGAUGUCUCAGGGAGGACACGUUCCUUCUAUGAACCAUCCACAGCAAAUGAACGUGAAUUCCGUCCCAAUGAUGAACAUGUCUCCAAGAAUGACUCAACCUCACGGAAUCAUGGGUAAUCAUCCUAACAAUAUGAUUGGGCAGCAAGCCAACCAGGGACAGUUUAUCCCCCAACAAGGCCAGUUCCCUACAGCACAAGGAGGGUCAAUGAAUGCAAGCCUUGGUCAAACUAUGGCAAAGGCUUCCAUCUCACAGGUACAAAAUGCUAACCUUCCCAUAAAUGCAAUGGGUACCUAUGGGACCUCGCAGCCUAGUGGUUCAACAGCCCAGUCCAGCCUCGGUAACACCCCGCCUCCUAACGGUUCUGCCGGACUGCAGCCUCAGCAGCAGAUGCAACAUCACCCACCAGCAUCAACAUCAGCUCAGAUUCCUCCUCAACCCUCUACACCAGCCUCUACAGGGGGGCCAUCCUCUACUCCAACCCACAUCCCAAAUCACCUGCCUGGGCCUCUGUCUGCAGCAGGGACACCCUCUGAGCCAGGCCAGCCGCUCACUCCUCUUCACCCACCCCCUGACCCACCUACCCAACUACAGCAGCCACAUUCAGCCCAGGCACAGCACCCAAGCACACCGAUGUCCCAGGCAGCUGCAAGCGUAGACAGAGUCCCGACUCCUGGCUCUGUGGCUGAACUGCCAUCCCAACAGGCCGUACCUGAGAUAAGCAGUACUGAACCCAAACCUGAAAUAAAACAUGAAGAGAGCGACACAACGUCCAAGGAGACCGACAUAAAAACUGAGCAGGAGGAAACCAAGCCCCUCUCUGUGAAGAAAGAAGAACCGGAGACAAAAGAGCCAAAGCCAGAACCAAUGGAAAGUGAGGAGAAAAAGCCAGAGGUAAAGAAAGAACCCAAAGAAGAAGAAGAAAAUGAGGCUAGUGGAACGUCAACAGCCACAGCUAACCGUAAAAAAGUCUUCAAGCCAGAGGAGCUAAGACAAUCUCUGAUGCCAACACUGGAGGCUCUGUACAGACAAGACCCAGAGUCUUUACCUUUUCGACAACCUGUAGACCCAAUGCUCCUGGGCAUUCCUGACUAUUUUGACAUAAUAAAGAAUCCAAUUGACUUGUCAACCAUUAAGCGUAAACUGGACACGGGUCAGUACCAGGAGCCUUGGCAGUAUGUGGACGACGUAUGGCUCAUGUUCAACAAUGCAUGGCUGUACAACCGUAAGACCUCUCGAGUUUAUAAAUACUGCACUAAACUGGCAGAAGUGUUUGAGUUGGAGAUUGAUCCCGUCAUGCAGAGCUUGGGCUACUGCUGUGGGCGCAAGUACGAGUUUUCACCUCAGACAUUGUGUUGCUACGGCAAACAAUUGUGUACCAUUUCCAGGGAUGGAACUUACUACAGCUACCAAAACAGUUCACCCAAAUAUGGCCUUAUCGCCGACAGGUAUCACUUCUGCGAAAAGUGCUUCAAUGAGAUCCAGGGCAAUAGUGUGACCCUGGGGGACGACCCGGCACAACCCCAGACUAUGAUUGCAAAAGAUCAAUUUGAAAAGAAGAAAAAUGACACUUUAGAUGCUGAACCUUUUCUUGAAUGUAAAGACUGUGGUCGGAAGAUGCACCAGAUUUGUGUGCUGCACUAUGAUGUCAUUUGGCCCACAGGAUUCAUCUGUGACAACUGUCUCAAGAAGUCUGGAAAGACGAGAAAGGAUAAUAAAUUUUCUGCCAAAAGAUUGCCAUCUACAAGAUUAGGUACUUAUAUUGAAGACCGAGUCAAUAAAUACUUAAAAAGACAAAACCAUCCGGAAGCUGGAGAGGUUUUCGUGCGAGUGGUGGCCAGUUCUGAUAAAACGGUUGAUGUUAAGCCUGGCAUGAAGUCUAGGUUUGUAGACUCAGGUGAAAUGGUUGAAAGUUUCCCUUACAGAACCAAAGCACUAUUUGCAUUUGAAGAAAUAGACGGGGUUGAUGUUUGUUUCUUUGGUAUGCACGUUCAAGAGUACGGCUCUGAAUGUCCUUUUCCAAACACGAGGCGGGUUUACAUUUCAUACCUUGAUAGUAUUCACUUCUUCAAACCGCGCAUGUUAAGAACUGCGGUGUACCAUGAAAUCCUGAUAGGUUACCUGGAGUAUGUGAAGAAACUAGGGUAUGUCAUGGGUCACAUCUGGGCUUGUCCGCCCAGUGAGGGUGAUGACUACAUCUUUCACUGCCAUCCUCCUGAUCAGAAGAUCCCCAAACCCAAGAGGUUGCAAGAGUGGUACAGAAAAAUGCUGGACAAAGCUUUUGCAGAGAGGAUUCUUCAUGAUUAUAAGGAUAUUUUCAAGCAGGCCACUGAAGAUAGGCUGACAAGUGCCAAUGAGUUGCCAUAUUUUGAGGGCGACUUUUGGCCUAAUGUUUUGGAGGAAAGCAUUAAAGAGCUGGAGCAGGAGGAAGAGGAGAGGAAAAAGGAGGAAAACACUGCCUCCUCUGAGACCAUAGAGGGAGCCCAUGCUGACAGCAAAAACGGUAAAAAGAAAAACAAUAAAAAAACAAACAAAAACAAAAGCAGUGUCAGCAGGGCCAACAAGAAAAAACCUGGGAUGCCGAAUGUAGCAAACGAUCUGUCCCAAAAGCUGUAUGCCACAAUGGAAAAACAUAAAGAGGUAUUUUUUGUGAUUCACCUUCACGCUGGGCCAGUGAUUAACACUCUGCCCCCAAUCUCGGACCCGGACCCUCUGAUGUCCUGUGACCUGAUGGAUGGUCGCGAUGCUUUUCUGACACUGGCCCGAGACAAACACUGGGAGUUCAGUUCUCUGCGAAGGACAAAGUGGAGCACCAUGUGCAUGUUAGUGGAGCUGCACAAUCAGGGCCAGGACCGCUUUGUUUACACCUGCAAUGAGUGCAAGCACCAUGUUGAGACGCGCUGGCACUGCACUGUUUGUGAGGACUAUGACCUAUGCAUUAACUGCUACAACACUACCAAACAUGAGCACAAGAUGGUCAAGUGGGGUCUUGGAUUAGAUGAUGACGGAAACAGCCAGAGUAAUGAGGCCUCAAAGAGUCCACAGGAGAGCCGUCGUCUUAGUAUCCAGCGCUGCAUCCAGUCCCUGGUCCAUGCCUGCCAGUGCCGCAAUGCCAACUGCUCUCUGCCAUCCUGCCAGAAGAUGAAGAGGGUUGUUCAGCACACCAAGGGCUGUAAGCGCAAGACCAAUGGCGGCUGUCCUGUGUGCAAGCAGCUAAUCGCUUUAUGCUGCUACCAUGCCAAGCAUUGUCAGGAGAACAAGUGUCCUGUGCCUUUCUGUCUGAACAUCAAGCAAAAAAUCUUUCAACAACAGAUGCAGCAGAGGUUCCAGCAAGCACAGCUGAUGCGGCGCAGAAUGGCCACCAUGACUGGACGAGGCAUGCCCAUGCCUUCACCACCUACCUCAGCUGUUCCUGAGGCCCCCAGCUCUGGACAGCAGCCGAUGACGCCACAACCACAACAGUCCAUGCCCAACCAGCCCUCACAACCGCAGCCACAACACGCUGCAAAUAUGGUCCAAGGCUUUCCCAACAACGGACGCAUGAGUCAGCCCUCUACACCUGUGUCCCAUGGAAAACCCGGCUCCUCUCCUCUGCAUCAGCAGCAGUCUCCUCUGCCCAACAUGCCACAUCAACAGCAGCCCCCACCACAGCAGCAGCCGCCUCUGCUGGCAGCACUGAAGGUCGCCAAGGAGAUUGAGAUGGUCGCUAAAGCGAGGCAGAAUUAUGGCUUGAAUGGAAUGCCUCUGAACCAUCCUCGAAUGAUGGGAGCCAUGCCGGGCCAGAUGCCGGGCCAGAUGCCGGGCCAGAUGCCGGGCCAGAUGCCGGGCCAAAUGCCGGGCCAGAUGCCGGGCCAGAUGCCGGGCCAGAUGCCCGGCCAGAUGCCCGGCCAGAUGCCCGGCCAGAUGCCCGGCCAGAUGCCCGGCCAGAUGCCCGGCCAGAUGCCGGGCCAGAUGCCGGGCCAGAUGCCGGGCCAGAUGCCGGGCCAGAUGCCGGGCCAGAUGCCGAUAAUGCAAGGCCCACGUGGUCCUCAUGUGAUGCAGAACAUGCAACAGGGACAGUGGGGAAUGCAGAGCCCCAUGCAAGUAGGCCAGGGUGUUCAGACCCAGGUGCCUGGUCCACAGCAGGCUCCGGGAGGUCAGAUGGCCCCACAGGGUCCUUUGAUGCAGAGGCCUAUAAUGCAGCAGGGGCUCCAAAUGCCUGCAGUUAUGAACCCUCAGGGGCCUUCACAGGGUAUGACUCCACAGCAGCAGAACAUGCCUCGAGGUAUGCCUGGGAAUUUUGCUCCAAGUGCUCUGCAGGAUUUAUUGCGCACCCUCAAAUCUCCCACAUCACCCCAGCAGCAGCGUCAGGUCCUUAGUAUCCUCAAAUCCAACCCCCAACUCAUGGCUGCUUUCAUCAAACAGAGGACUCUCAAGUACCAGGCCCAGCAGCAGGCUCCUCAGCAGAGCCCUCAGGCCAUGAUGGGAGCCCAGGUGGGGAUGCAGCCCAUGGCGAACCCGGUGCAACAGCCAGGAGGGCCCCCUCAACAACCCUCUCCACAGCAGCUCCCUGGGCCUCAGGGCAUGGUACCCAUGGGCCCACAAGGACAAAUGAUGAAUGCUCACCAGAAUGGCAACCCUCAGAUGUAUCGUCAGCAGAUGCUCCGCAUGCAGCAGAUGCAGCAGCAGCAGCAGCAGGGGGGCAUGCACCAGGCUCAUGGUCAGUUUCCUCAACAGCAGCCAGGGCCCAACUAUACUCAGCUUCGUAUGCAGCAGCAAAUGGCUAUGCAAGGAGGAGGAGGGCCCAUGGGCCAACUGCCAACUACAUCCCAAAUGGGUCAGCCUGGCAUGGGUCAGCCUGGCAUGGGUCAGCCUGGCAUGGGUCAGCCUGGCAUGGGUCAGCCUGGCAUGGGUAUGGACUCCCACCAGAACCUCCUCCAGCAGCGCAUGCUUCAGCAGCAACAACAGCAACAAAUGCUGAAGCAGCAGAUGGGCUCUCCUGCCCAGAAUAGCGCCAUGAGUCCACAGCCCCACAUGCUCCCAGGACAACCCCCCGGAGCUCACUUAUCUGGUCAGAAUAUGGCCCUUGGAAAUCAAGUCCGCUCCCCGGCCCCAGUUCAGUCUCCUCGACCACCCUCACAGCAGCCACCACACUCAAGUCCGUCUCCACGAAUGCAACCCCAGCCCUCACCUCAACAUGGGACCCUUCACUCCAGUUCCCCCCACCCCAGCCUGGCUGGACCCAUGUCGGGCACUAUGGAGCAGGGCCACCUCAGCACGCAGGAGCAGAGUGCCAUGCUCCCACAGCUCAACACACCAAACAGGGGUUUGAGUAAUGACAUGAAUUUAGGGGGAGACACUACGGGGGACACUCUAGAGAAAUUUAUUGAAGGGUUGUAGCAUCUGGAGACAGAAGAUGGGCCUUGUUCUGUUUUCAACUGAAAUAUUUUGUAUUUGCUCAAGUUGCAAAUUGCAAGCAAUUAAUUAAUCAGAGGCCUCGAGACUGUGAACGUUUCCUUCCAUCAAAUAAUGCUUUACUUCCGGAGUGAUUAAUUGAUGCUGUUAAAAAUAAGACAACAGAGACACAUUUUUGGUUUGACCAGUUCUGAAUUUUGUGUUUUAAAUUUUUGUUCAGUUUACGCUAUGGACAUGUAUCAAAACCUUGCACCAAAAAUCAUUUUAGUGUGUUUUUUUAUUUGUAUCUUAUUUUUUGUUGAGAAAACUGUAAAGUUAUUUGUUCAAAGGUUUCGCCAGGCUUCAACUUUUCCUCACUUUCCUUCCUGGCUAAUUUAUUCUGAUAUGCCAUUUUCAUGAAGACUGCCUUUGGGAAAGCCUUAAUUUCUUUCCUGUUGCAAAGUCUAUGGGAGAUUAUUAACAUAUUUGUACAGAUUUAAUAAUUAUUGCACACACAAACACAACGUGCAGGUGCUCUUCUGCACUGAAACUUGAUGUUCACAGGUGCCCGAAUGUUGUUUUUCUACUGGUCCUUCCCAGUAUUUGUCUUGAAAUAGUAAAUGGCUGUGUUUUUUCAAAAAGCUUUUGCCUGUGGUGGGAAUUACCUGUUUGACUGCUGAUUUCUUUCCGUUUUUUGCCUUUUUCUCUUGCAUUAAACUUGAAUUGAUUAUGAACUGUUCUCAAAUGUAAAUUAUGCAGCUAGACAGUACUGUAAAUAUGAUGAAAAUAAGAAAGAAUCACUGUACAAAGUCACUAAUGUCUCAUUUCGUACUUAUUUACCAUAUUGUUAAAUAAACCUGUGUGCCACUGAA
Boleophthalmus pectinirostris (great blue-spotted mudskipper) is the source of this 9066-nucleotide messenger RNA. Its product is annotated as CREB-binding protein-like. The record is from RefSeq and is a predicted model, not a curated record. NCBI's taxonomy places the organism in Eukaryota, Metazoa, Chordata, Actinopteri, Gobiiformes, Gobiidae. Gene Ontology annotation, biological process: positive regulation of transcription by RNA polymerase II. The coding region runs from base 764 to 8200 and encodes 2478 amino acids. Gene Ontology annotation, cellular component: histone acetyltransferase complex; nucleus; transcription regulator complex. The transcript has 31 exons. Gene Ontology annotation, molecular function: protein binding; zinc ion binding; transcription coactivator activity.